Molecule: messenger RNA, 2200 nt
Organism: Antechinus flavipes (yellow-footed antechinus)
Lineage: Eukaryota; Metazoa; Chordata; Mammalia; Dasyuromorphia; Dasyuridae
Gene: IL17REL
Product: interleukin 17 receptor E like
Exons: 17
Coding region: 76-1524 (482 amino acids)
Molecular function (GO): interleukin-17 receptor activity
Source: RefSeq, a predicted model, not a curated record
GGAGCUUCGGUGUCUCAGCAAGGAAAGAGAGGCCAGCCUCCAGCACAGCCUCCCUGGCUCCCCGCAGACCCAGAGAUGCUUUCAGGAAAUGCCAUCCUUUUUCUAACCCUGGUCUGGGGGACCCGGGAAGGGCAGACUAUCCUCCAGAUCGCAAAAUGUGGCUUUGCCUGUUCAGAGGGGGUGUCUUGCAAGAACAAAGUGAACAGGAACAUUUUUAACAGUUUCUGCCGGCAACCACCCUCCUCCGUGGCGCCACCCACCCUAGAGUCCCUGAUGCUGUCCACAGUCAUGAAGUGUGUCCACAGAGAGUCUUGUGCUCUGCAUCUGAGCGUCAGUGCCAGCCUCGUCAUGGAAGGAAGCCUUCGAGGCUUGGAGAUCUGCCUACUGUCCCUGGACACACAAGAGACAAGAUGUCACAGUAUCAGGAUUCCCAAGGUCUCCAGCCAGAAGAUGGUGGGCAAAACGCUCCAGGUACACUUUGACUGCUUCGAGGUGAGUGUUGCUCAGCACCUUUAUGUCACCGUGAAGACCAUCCCCUAUUACUGUAAGGUCCAGAUCAGCCGUGAAUACCACGUAGAAGAUUGUACAGAUGUUGACGUGGCAAGAAACAUCCCAGCCUGCUUUGCUGGGAGGCUCCAGUACAAUGUUGACCAUGUCCAGAAGGCCAUCGAGGUGCACUUUGCAGACAUCCCCCAAGGACAGUCCUACUAUGUCCGGCUGUGUCUCAAAUGGUUUGCCUGUGAAGAUUACAGUCCACCAGUACUGGUGAAUGCAGAGCAGCCUGGGAAGCCAGUGUCCCUGAAGUAUUCACAGCUGCUGCCAUGCCUGUGUAUUGAGGGCUGGGCUGCUGUCCCCGAUGCGGUGAGAAUCCAGAUCUGUCCCUUUGAAAAUGACACCAGAAUCCUGUGGGAUUACAUCUUCUACAACCCCUUCACCCAGUCCCUGAGCUGGGAACCCCCCUGCCCUGUCCAGGGCCAAGUCCACCUGUGUGGGAUGUCAGAGAUGGGUCAUCAGUGCCGGGAGCUGAGCCACACAGGCCGCACAGUCCCAGGCAAUGUACAUUACUUGCAGGUGGAUCCACAGCCAUGGCUUUGUAUGAAGUUCACAACCCUGCAAGGCUCUUGGGUGAAAUGUCCCUUUGCUGAUAGAAAAUUUCCAGGCUGGAAGAUGAAGAUUCAUCAGUUGCCAGACAAGCUCCGGGCCUCCUUCAUCUCAAAGAGCCCAGCCAGGUUCCAGGUGCGUCUGUGUAACCGAACCGACUCUUCCCACUGCCAUGUGCUCAAGACCAUCUCUGUGGCUCCACAGGGAGAUGCAGAUGCCAUGGGCCACAUUGACGUUCCCGAGCCGGAGGUCUGCUCCUCAGAUGUCUGCAUCCAGGGCUGGAGGACAGAUGUGGAUUAUUCAAUUCCUGUACAGAUGUGUGACAUCAGAUGCAACAGUUCCUCUAAGAAGAAACAUCGAGGGCUCCCUAACUCUCCUCUCAGCAUCCACAAGUGGGAAGGAAGAGUUCUCGCUUCUCUGUAAGGAUGGAGGCUAGUGUCCACCUCCUUUGCCAGUGCUCAUGUCUCUUCUGGGCAGCCCCAGAGCAUCCUUUGCCUUCUCCCAAGAACUCCUGCUGCUGGAUGGUUCCCAAGGAUGCCAGCUGCAGGCUGGGCCCCCUCACCACCAGAGCAGUGGCCCAUGGACUUCCAGGUGGUCUCGGGGACUUGCUGUUGUCCUGAUUUCAUUGAGGGGCUGAGCAGACUCUCCAAAUGCCCUGUUUCUUCCUCACCUGUUCCCCUUCCUGCCCACCUCCCCUCACCUCCUGUGUCCCUCAGCUCUGACGCUGAGGACCAAGUCCUCCUUUGUCACUAGAACCCGGGGCAGGAGCUCUUGAACAUGAUUGCCACUCCACCCCAAGACUGUAACCCGGAGCUUGUGGCUCAGUGAGGGGUAGGGGGGCUGCCCACCUGGGCCCCAGAAGCCCACAGGGUCCCCUCUCUGGUCUGUUGCUCAGAUGCCCCCAGCCCCUUGGGAUGCACACCAGCACGAGUGCAGUCUGGGAGCUCUGCCAGGCCUUGGGCACUGCCUUCUGCCCUGCCCAGCUGUCUGAUCAUCCGGCAGAGGGAAGGGUCCUGGGAGGCAGGAACUGUGUCAUGUUUGACUUUGUAUCUUGUAUAUGGCACGUAGUAGGAAAUGAAUAAACACUUCUUAAAUCGAA